AUGCAAACAAUAAAAUGUGUUGUUGUCGGUGAUGGUGCUGUUGGCAAGACGUGUCUUUUAAUCUCUUACACAACAAAUAAAUUUCCGUCUGAGUACGUUCCUACGGUUUUUGACAAUUAUGCCGUUACAGUCAUGAUUGGCGAUGAACCGUAUACAUUGGGUUUGUUUGAUACAGCUG
Molecule: messenger RNA, 178 nt
Organism: Racocetra persica
Lineage: Eukaryota; Fungi; Glomeromycota; Glomeromycetes; Diversisporales; Gigasporaceae
Source: the annotation of a GenBank genome assembly